AUGGACCAAUUAAAUGUUAAGGAACAACAAGACUUUCAACAAAUCGUUGAACAAAAGCAAAUGAAGGACUUUAUGAGAUUAUACUCAAACUUAGUCUCCAAAUGUUUCGAUGACUGUGUCAACGACUUUACAUCUAACAACUUAACCACCAAGGAAACUGGCUGUAUCACCAAAUGUUCUGAAAAGUUCUUAAAACACAGUGAAAGAGUUGGCCAAAGAUUCCAAGAACAAAAGUAAGUAAUUUUUCGAGUCGAAAUAAUAGGAUAUGGAGAUGCCACCUCGUAAAUUUUCAGAGAAACGAAUACUAACCCAUUUUAGUGCCUUAUUGAUGCAAAAUAUGCAAAAACGUUAG
Debaryomyces tyrocola is the source of this 352-nucleotide messenger RNA. NCBI's taxonomy places the organism in Eukaryota, Fungi, Ascomycota, Pichiomycetes, Serinales, Debaryomycetaceae. The record is from the annotation of a GenBank genome assembly.